ACUGUCGGCGGCGCAAGCGCAGGAGAGGCGGCGUCCAGGGCAAGUCUCCCUAAUGUAAGAUGGUGGCCGGGCUGGCAGCGGAGCGCCCCGAGCUCGGAGAUUCCCCGUCUCUCGCCUAAAGGUCGUCGGAGCAGCCGCCCGAGCGCCCGGCCGGCCCGCCGCUACAGCCCCUCAAGUGCUGACCUUCUUUAUCUAUUAAGUUAUUAUAAACUUUUGCUGCUCUGCGAACACAAAGAUGUCUCGCAGCCCUGAUGCUAAGGAAGACCCUGUGGAAUGCCCCCUUUGCAUGGAGCCUCUGGAGAUUGAUGACAUCAACUUCUUUCCUUGCACCUGUGGCUACCAAAUCUGUCGUUUCUGUUGGCAUCGUAUCCGCACUGAUGAGAAUGGACUUUGUCCUGCUUGCAGAAAGCCAUAUCCAGAAGAUCCAGCAGUGUACAAACCACUCUCCCAGGAAGAGCUGCAAAGGAUAAAAAAUGAAAAGAAACAGAAACAAAAUGAGAGGAAACAGAAGAUAUCAGAGAAUCGCAAACAUUUGGCCAGUGUACGGGUUGUACAGAAGAAUCUUGUCUUCGUGGUAGGGUUAUCUCAGCGCCUAGCAGACCCAGAGGUUUUGAAACGACCAGAAUAUUUUGGGAAGUUUGGUAAAAUACAUAAAGUUGUAAUUAAUAACAGCACAUCAUAUGCAGGCUCACAGGGUCCAAGUGCCAGUGCAUAUGUAACCUACAUCCGGUCAGAAGAUGCUCUCAGAGCCAUACAGUGUGUCAAUAAUGUGGUGGUAGACGGCAGAACACUUAAGGCAUCACUAGGUACAACAAAAUACUGCAGUUAUUUUCUAAAAAAUAUGCAGUGUCCAAAACCAGACUGUAUGUAUCUACAUGAGCUAGGAGAUGAAGCAGCCAGUUUCACAAAAGAAGAAAUGCAGGCGGGUAAGCACCAAGAAUAUGAACAGAAACUACUGCAAGAACUAUACAAACUAAACCCCAACUUUCUUCAGUUAUCUACGGGUACAGUUGACAAGAACAAGAACAAAGUGACAGCACUGCAGAGGUACGAUGCACCCAACAGUAAUAACAAAGAUGCCUGGCCAUCAUUACAGAGUUCAAGUAAAUCAGCCAACGGCUUAACAAUGGAACACAGGAAAACGCCUCCUAUAUUAGAAAAUGGCACAGACCCAGAACACAUGACUCCAGAUGGUGCAGACUCAGAUUUCGGCCCUAUCGACAAACCUUCAGAUUCCCUCAGUAUAGGAAACGGUGACAGCUCCCAGCAGAUAACAAACAGUGACACACCUUCACCGCCGCCUGGUUUAACAAAACCCAAUCCAGCCAUACUCAUCAGUUCAUCUAACCACAGUGCACGGUCUCCUUUUGAAGGAGCUGUAACAGAAUCACAGUCACUCUUCUCUGACAACUUCCGGCACCCUAACCCCAUCCCCAGUGGGCUUCCUCCGUUCCCCAGCUCUCCACAGACUUCAAAUGACUGGCCUACAGCACCAGAACCACAGAGCCUCUUCACAUCAGAAACUAUACCAGUAUCUUCUUCCACAGACUGGCAAGCGGCUUUUGGGUUUGGUUCCUCCAAACAGCAAGAGGACGACUUAGGGUUUGACCCCUUUGACGUCACCCGCAAAGCCUUAGCAGACCUGAUUGAGAAGGAACUGUCAGUUCAAGACCAACCUUCCCUCUCGCCCACAUCUCUUCAGAACCCUUCCCCACACACUACAACUGCCAAAGGGCCAGGCUCUGGAUUUCUGCAUCCUGCUGCACCCGCAAAUGCCAACUCUCUCAGUAGCACCUUUCCAGUCAUGCCACAGAGGUUCCCACAGUUUCAACAACAUCGAGCAGUUUACAACUCCUUCAGUUUUCCAGGCCAAGCAGCUCGCUAUCCUUGGAUGGCCUUUCCACGCAAUAGCAUCAUGCACUUGAACCACACAGCAAAUCCCACCUCAAAUAGUAAUUUCUUGGACUUGAAUCUCCAACCACAACACAGCACAGGUCUGGGAGGGAUCCCUAUAUCAGACAACAGCAGUUCUGUAGAGAGUUUAAAUAUGAAGGAAUGGCAGGACGGGCUAAGGGCACUUCUACCGAACAUUAACAUCAGCUUUGGUGGACUGCCCAAUGCUUCCUCCCCCUCCAACGCCAACCACAGUGUACCAACGUCCAACACUGCCACCACCGACAGCCUGAAUUGGGACAGCUCUGGCAGCUGGAUGGACCCCGCAAUCAUCACAGGUAUCCCAGCCUCCACAGGAAACAGUUUAGACACCCUUCAAGAUGACAAUCCUCCACAUUGGCUAAAAUCUCUUCAGGCCCUCACAGAGGUGGACGGCCCCAGUGCAGCGCCGUCACAGACGCACCACAGUAACCCCUUCGGCACACAGAUCCCUCUGCACAGAGCCAGUUGGAAUCCCUACUCUCCUCCUUCAAACCCAACCAGUUUCCAUUCCCCACCCCCAGGCUUUCAGACAGCCUUCAGACCCCCCAGUAAAACCCCCACAGAUCUACUACAGAGCUCAGCGCUGGAUCGUCAUUAGGAAAGGAGGAAAAAAAAAAACAACAACGUUAGAAAUGCAGGAAGUGUCCCACCCCAACUCCUCCCCACACCCACCUACUGUUCCCUGUCAUAUCUUUCUUUCUGAAGAAUCCAGUUCCUGAUCAAACCUCCCCCCCAAAUGCAAUGCCAUCACAGGGUCGUGGCCAGAUCUUUUCAUUAAGUUUCUGCUGAGCCGGUGUUUGAAAUGCACCUUUGGAAAUAAUUUCUAAACAUUCUAAGGGGAAAAAAAAAAAAAGAGAGAGAGAAAUCAAAAACGCAGUCUCAAUGCUUAAGGAGAAUAUUACUGUCUUAUGUCUUUUGCACAUGAGUAUUCCUGCCUAGUGAAAAAGCGUCAGUCUACAAUAGGGGAAAAAUGCAAUGCAGAACCAAGUGCAGAAAUACGAAAAAGGUAUUUAAUUUAAAUGAAGUUACUGAGCAUGUGGGGCAAGCAGUGGCCUACCAUUUAUUUUGCAUUCAGUGUGGCACUACACAGGGAAAUUGCUGUAUUUUUUUUCUUUUCAGAAAAGAGGACUUUGUGUCACUCAGUAAGAGGUUUGACAUGAAGUGUGUUGAAAGCCAAAACACUUAUAGCGCUGAGUAAAUGGCAUGUUGCUGAAGAGUGGUUUAGAGACAGGAGAAUAAGAUUUUUUUUUUAAUUUUGGCUUUAGAUUUAAAGUAAACUUUAAUGUUUUAAAAGUAUUCACAGAUUUAAUACCUAGCAUAUACAUAAUAUAAUUAUAAGCAGCUGAAACACGAGUGAUAUUUACUUCAGUCUUUGUCUCCUCUGUCGGUCUCUCUUUCUUUUUUUUUUUUUUUAAAACAAAGACUCACCUGAUUGGGGCACUCUGGGAUAGCACUGCAUUGGGGCCACAUGAUCACCAUCAGGAGCAACCUCUGACCUCCUCUGCCUGCAGCUUUUACUUAACCCUGUAGUUUCUGGACGUUUGUGCAGUAUUGAAAAGACAGGAAAAAGAAACAGAUAAACAUGGUUAUAACCUGACGCUAAAACUAAAACCAAGGAAAUGUACCUCUUUCUUCAGAAUUAAAACUAAAAUCUUAAAUAAAACAGAGAACUUGAUGAUGA
This is a messenger RNA of Phasianus colchicus (ring-necked pheasant), 3616 nucleotides long. RefSeq names its product CCR4-NOT transcription complex subunit 4 (gene CNOT4). Gene Ontology annotation, molecular function: metal ion binding; ubiquitin-protein transferase activity; RNA binding. Gene Ontology annotation, cellular component: CCR4-NOT complex. Gene Ontology annotation, biological process: protein ubiquitination. Lineage: Eukaryota; Metazoa; Chordata; Aves; Galliformes; Phasianidae. The record is from RefSeq and is a predicted model, not a curated record.